AACGAUACGAAAUCCGUGCGCCAAAAGUUCCUGCUCUCAUCUCUGUCUCAUGGAUGGGCAUGACCAGUUCUCCUGCAAAUGUCCGCAGUUUAUGCAGCUGUUGUAUGGAAGUACGAGCACGUGUGCAGAGGUGAAAUCCGCUGUUUUGCUAUCGACGAAGAAUUCUGUUGUUGGUGUAAAUGUCGCCUCACCGAAUGAUACUGUAUUCACCGCGUCUGGUUUCCAAGAGAUCACUGCCAUCACGGCCGCCAAGGAAAGCAUUUUCAUCUACGACGGAUUUGACAAUGUUCUGUGGCAAUAUGGUACCGGAAAUGAGGACAAGCGUACGGUAUUUGGAGGAGAUUUAUCCGAGUGCCAUGGUUUGACUGUUGACCGAAUGACUGGCGUAAUAUACUACAGCAGUUUCACCGAUUCCCAUUCGGCCAUCUAUGCUGCCAAUGACGUCGCUCGUCGAUCGAUUAUCGAUUCAUCGACCAAGUCAUUCGACGAGCUUUUGGAGGACGUUAGCGGUGUUGCAUACGAUCGACAAGGGUCUCGAGUACUGUGGUUGUCGUCGAAAAACUCACUGGUCAUGGCAAUGGACGUGAAGACGUGGGCGAUUACGCCGUACACCUUCGCCAACGGUACCGCCAUCGAUACAAUCACUGUCGAUCAUUGGACAGGCGAUGUGUUCAUGGUGGUUGAUGGCGUGCUGGUCAAAGAAGAAAUCGUUGUCUCGAAGUUAUUACGAUAUGGUAGGAGAUUUUCCAAGCAUACCACUAGAGAAAUGUCGCCGCUGAGGAAAACUAGCGUGGCCCGAAAGUGA
Ostertagia ostertagi is the source of this 805-nucleotide messenger RNA. The record is from the annotation of a GenBank genome assembly. Lineage: Eukaryota; Metazoa; Nematoda; Chromadorea; Rhabditida; Trichostrongylidae.